GAAACUAAAAAGGAAAUUUGUUUGAAUAAAAAGUUAUUAAAGGAGUUUCAUUGUAAUGGAAAUUCCCGUAGUUGAAGAACCGUAGGCCUCUUAACUCGUAGUAUAUCAGUAUAAAUAAAGAAUAACACGCAAGGGAGGAGAUAAAAAUUGAUUUGCUUAGAGCCCAAGUUACAGAGAGAGAGAUGGAGAAAAGCCUUGAAUCUCUGAGGAGGCAUCCAUGGCUGAUUCCAAUGGUGAAAUCGAAGCUUUUUCAUGAAAAAUGCGAAGAGCACGCCAACAAGAAGCGAUGUUACUUCUGCUGCGACUGCAUGACCCCUCCGUUCUGCUCUCUCUGCCAAAAGAGCUCUCAGAACCAUCAGGGCCACACCCUCAUCCAAACCUACAGGAGUUCCUACCAGUCCGGGGUUCAGAUUCAGACUAUGUCCAAGUACUUUGACACUUCUGAGAUAUCCAUCUACGUCAUAAACUCCCACAAGAUUAUUUACAUCAACCAGAGACGCGACAAAGAACAUGCCUCUCGAGCCAAUGCUGCCUGCAAAUGCCAAGUCUGCGCAUGGGAACUCGACCCUGCCUCUUCCGCUAAGUUCUGUUCUAUAGAAUGCAAGUUGAGGAGUCUGCUCGGAUCGAAACUGGAUGAACUGAUCGAGAAACAAGAACCAGCAAGAACUGAAACUGAAGUCGUCGUCCCCAAACCUGUCAGAAGACACAGAAGGAAAGGGAUUCCGCAGAGAGGUCCGAUGUUCGAGACUUGUUAGAUUCGCAAACGAAAGAAUAGGAAGAAAAUCGGGGUUUGUGUAGUUGGAUAUUCUUUUAUAUAUUAAAAUAAAAUCAAAUCUGUUACGGCCCUCUAAUAGAUAGAGUUUAGCAAACAAACAGUUUAAUCUGUGAAGAUAUCGAUAACCGCAUA
Tarenaya hassleriana is the source of this 907-nucleotide messenger RNA. RefSeq lists its product as uncharacterized. Lineage: Eukaryota; Viridiplantae; Streptophyta; Magnoliopsida; Brassicales; Cleomaceae. The transcript has 3 exons. The record is from RefSeq and is a predicted model, not a curated record. The coding region runs from base 183 to 755 and encodes 190 amino acids.